Molecule: messenger RNA, 534 nt
Organism: Pocillopora meandrina
Lineage: Eukaryota; Metazoa; Cnidaria; Anthozoa; Scleractinia; Pocilloporidae
Source: the annotation of a GenBank genome assembly
AUGCUGAAAAAUAUGUUCAAGAUCAGAUGUUGUAUUAAUGAGACUGCAGCUAAGGCAGGGGUUCAUUCAAUGAUUACAUCUAAACUUGAUUAUUGCAAUGCAAUUCUCUAUGGUCUGCCAGAGUCAACACUAAAGCACUUCACCAGGGUUCAGAAUCUCUCUGCACAUUUCAUCUCUCAACAUGGUGAAUAUGAACACAUAACUCAAGUUCUUAAACAACUUCACUGGCUGCCUGUAUAUCAACGUAUUUGCUACAAAGUUCUAAUAUUGACUUUCAAGUCGUUAAAUGGUCAGGCACCAACUUACCUUGAGGGGCUUAUGAAGAGGAGACCUAUGAAAAGAACAAGGGUUGAUGGCAACAAUGACUUGGUGAUCCCCACCAUCAAGCAUAAGUCCUUUAGAGGAAGAUCAGUGGGCUAUGGGGGACCUAAACUAUGGAAUACCUUACCGAAAAAACUGAAGACAUGCACGAACAUCAAUGCUUUUAAGAAAUUCCUAGAGGCAUUUUUAUUUGAAGAGGCCUACUUGCAGUAG